AUGGAGAGAAUAAAGAGACUCCUUUCCCGUACAAGACGAUCCCAGUCUGUUAGACCCCAGCUACGUCUGCUGCAGCCACAGCCGCAGCAGCAGCAGCUGCUGCUGCAGCAGAAGCAGCAGCAGAAGCAGCAGCAACAACUGCAGCAACAGCUGCUGCAGCAACAGUUACACCAACAGCUGCAGCGCCGCCCAUCAGAGCCAAACUCCCCUAGAGAGCAGCAGCUACACCUCCCAGGACCAGAAGCCACAACCCCCUCAACAGUAUCAGCAACAGCAGCAGCAGCAGCAGCAGCAACAGCAGCAACACGAGAGAGACCUGCUGCUCGUGGUUAUGCAGAUGCCCUCUCUUAUAGACGAAGUGAUUCUUUGCCUAAUAAUAGACAUCUAAGGAAUAGAACUAUUGAUGAUUCCCCUCUGCUGCUAAAGGGUCCUCGUCGUGCUGCUGCUGCUGCUGCUGCUGCUGAUGGUCCUGCUGCUGCUGGUGCUGCUGGUGCACGACACCCCUUCUCACCCCGUGUAGCAGCUGCAGCAGAAAGAGACUCCCCCCCGUCAGCAGCAGCAGCAGCAACACCAGCGUCAACAGCAGCAACAUUUGCAAAGAAAACGACAGCAGCAACACGAGCAGCAGCAGCAACAGCAGCAGCAGCAGCAACAGAAGCAGCAACGCGACCAAAUGACCUCCAAAGGAGUGGGCGGAGAAGUACACAGCAACGCGAGUCCGUAUACAAUUUACAGCAGCAGCAGCAGCAGCAGCAGCAGGUGAAACAGCAGCAGCAGCAGCAGCAGCAGCAGGUGAAACAGCAGCAGCAGCAGCAGCAGCACCAGUCUGAGGAAGAAACACUGCAGUUGCUGCUGCAACUGAAGCCGUCGCCGCAGCAAACAGAAGAGUCACCAGACACCUCACGGAGACCAUCAAAGGAAGCAGCAGCAGCAGCUCCAGCAGCAGGCGCUCCACCAGCAGCAGUUAAAGUGUGUGCGGGUGCUGCUGCUGUGGUUUCUAAGCCGUCGCCAUCGUCUGCUGCAGCAGUGAAAACAGCAGCGACAACAGCAGCAGCAGCAGCUGCUGCUGCUGCUGCAGCUGCUGCUGUGCUGCCAGGACGCAGCAGAGCUGCGGUGCUGCGCGAAGCACCGCCUGUUGGCGUCUUAGGCCUUGGUUGUGCUGCAGCAGCAAAAGGUAAUCAGAGGAAGGGAGGCAGAUUAGCCGCUGCUGCUGCUGCUGCUGCUGCUGUAGAACAACAGCACGAAUUCGAUGUUGCAGCAGCCGCAGCAGCUGCAGCAGCAGCCGAUGCCGCAAGGGCCGCAGCCACUGCAGCAGCAGCUGCUGCAGCAACAGCAGCAACUGUUGAUGACUUGACACCCUCUACCUGCCCACAAACACCUCCAGCUGGUUUGCAGCAGCAGCAGCAGCACAAGCAGCAGCAAAAGAAGCAGCAAAAACAGCACCAAGAGGAGCAGCACAAGGAACAGCAAAUGCAUCAGCAAACGCAGCAACAUCCGCAGCAGCAGACGCAGCAGCAGACGCAGCAAAAAAAGCAGCAGCAAAAGCAGCAACAAAAGCAGUUUACGUGUAGGCCUGCAUGCCGCUUUCCCGUCCCCUCAGGAUCAAAAGCAGCAGCAGCAAAGCCAGCAGCAGCAGCAGCAGCAGCAGCAGAUGCUGCUGCUGCUGCUGCUGCCGCUAGCUCAUACGAAACUCUUCCAUCAUUACAGACGACGAAGAAGCAGCCCCAGGUGCAUGCAACUAGCAGCGAAGCACUGCAGCAGCAGCAGCAGCUGCUGCAGCAACAGCAUCAGCACGACACCAGAGGGGCAGAGGAGCAGCACCAACAGCAGCAGCAGCAGCAACAGCAGCAACACUCCGCUGCUGCUGCUGCUGCUGCUGCUGCUGCUGCCGAUGAUGAGACACCCGAGCUCCCCUUGAGGCCUUCAGCGCUCGUGCGGCUCUCGCGCACUCUAAGACAGCAGCUGCAGCAGCAGCCGCAGCAACAGCAGCAGCAGCAACAGCAAAGGCCUGCGUGCCGCAGCAACCGCUGCUCUCCCCCAUGUUACCGCAGAAUUCAACACCAGCAGCUGCCGCUGCUGCUGCAGCAGCUAGAGCAGCAAAAGCAGCUGCAGCUGCAGCUGCAGCAGAUUUUUUUUCAAGAGCAGCAACUGCUGCAGCCACAGCAGCAUUUGCUGCAGCAACAUUUUCUGCAGCAGCAGCUGCAGCAGCAACCUCAUUUGCAGGAACAUAGACUGCCGCAGUACAUGCAGCCACACCCCCAGCAGCAACGGCAGCAACAGCAGCAGCAACAGCAGCAGCUGCUGCAGUACCAGGAUUGCCCUCUAGUCGGGCCUCUUAGGGAGCCACCACAGCUGAACUUUCUACUAUCAACACAGCAGCAGCAGCAGCAGGAGCAGGAGCAGCAUCAAGAGCAGCAGAAACGGCAACAGCAACAGCAGCAACAGCAGCAGCAGCAGCAGCAGCAGCAACAGCAGCAACUGCAGAAAGGGGUACUUGAGGAGCAGCAAACAUGUUUGGUUGCGUCUGGCAGCUGCUGCGUCGCUUGCCGUAGAAGCAGCAGCAGCUGCAGCUGCAGCAGCAGCAGCAGCAGCAGCAACAGCAGCAACAACAACAACAACAGCAGCUGCAGCUGCUGCAGCACUCUCCGCGGCUCCUGUUACAAAACUGCAUGCAUACGUAUACAGUGCAGCGCUGCAAUCCGUAUGCAGCAGCAACAGCAGCAGCUGCUGCUGCUGCAGACACGCAGCAACCGCCGCCCUGAGCUGACAUCAACAGCAGCAGAGCACUGCUGCUAUCCGCUGCUGCAAGGGAAAGACAGCGACAGUAUCCAACUGCAGCAGCAACUGCUGCAACAACAACAGCAGCAGCAACAGCAGCAACAACAACAUGAGCAACAGGAGCGGCAGAAUCAAUGGAAAACAUCAUCUACUUCGCAACUCCAGCAGCAGCAGCAGCAGCAGCAGAAGACUCCAGUGCAGACGGACAACGAACAGCAGCAAGAGCAGCAGCAGGACCUGCAGCAGGACCUGCAGCAGGACCUGCAGCAGGACCUGCAGCAACAGGACCGAAAGGGGCUGCAACAAAAGAGGCAACAGCAGGAACUGCAACAGCAGAAGCAGCAGGAACUGCAGCAGCAGCAGCAGGAACUGCAGCAGCAGGAGAAGCAGGAACUGCAGCAGCAGAAGCAACAGGACCUGCAGCAGCAGAAGCAGCAGGAACUGCAGCAAGAGCAGCUGGAGCUGAAGCAGCAGCAACUGUUGCAGCUGGAACAACAACAGCAGCAGCAAGAGCAGCAGCAGCAGCAGCAACACCAAGAACUGUUACAGCUACAGCAAGAACUGAAUAAGCUGGAACUGCACCAGCAGCAGCAGCAGGCGCAGCAGCAGCAGGAGGAGCAACUGUUGCAGCUAGAUCAGGAACAGGAGCAGCAGGAACCGCAGCAGGAAGCGCAGCAGCAGCAGCAACAGGAGCAGCAGCAGCAAACAGAGAGGCAUGAGGGCCAUUUGCAGCAAAAGCACUCUAUUGGCCAUGAAAGCUCGACAGCUGCAGCAGCAGCAGCAGCAACAGCAGCAGCAGCAGCAGCAUCAACACCCAAAACAACACCUUGCACCGGAAACAACUCUCCGUCACCCCUUGAUCAGCAGCAGCAACACCAACAGCAGCAGGAGCUGCUGCUGCUGCAGCAACUGCAGCUGCAGCAGCAGCUGAAACAGCAGCAGCUGGAGCAGCAGCAGCAGCAGCAGCAGCAGCAGCAGCAGCAGCAGCAGCAGCAGCAGCAGCAGCAGCAGCAGCAAGACCGUGGGUGUGCCCUUAAAGAAUGCGACAGAACUUUGACGGCCCGUCGAAGGCAAAUUGCGACUUCAACUUCCUGCAUCAAGAUCAGCAGCAGCAGCAGCAGCAGCAGAAGCAGCAGCAGCAACAGCAGCAGCAAAUUUUUUCAGCAUCAGCUGCAGCAACAGCAGCUGCAGCAACAGCAGCUGCAGCAGCAGCAGCGGAUGAAUUCUCUCUCCUUUUUGCAGCUUGAGGCCGUUAGGCAAGCUGCAACAAAAGCUCCAGAGCAGCGCACGCGUGCAGACCUCGAGGCAUUAAGUGGUGCAUUAAGCACGGUGGUAUUCUUCUCCCGUCUUGAUGAACAAACAAUAAUAUCUUUAUCUAAAUGUAUAAAGUAUAAAUUAAUAAAAAUAAAAGAAAAAGUAUUUAAUUAUGGAGAUUAUGGUGAUAAAUAUUAUCUAUUAUUAACAGGAAGAGUAGCUGUUGAGGUACCUGUAUCUAAGAAAAAAAAACAACAACAGCAGCAACAGCAGCAGCAGCAGCAACAGCAGCAGCAGCAACAGCAGCAGGGUAAUAAUGAUGGGGAACAGCAGCAGAAUAAUGAACAACAAGAACAACAGCAACAGCAGCAGCAACAGGAAGAAGAAGAACAACAAAUGCUGCAGGUUGCUACCCUAGAGGCAGGUGCAGGGUUUGGAGAAAUGGCACUAUUGGAGGAUCAACCAAGAUCUGCUACUAUUGUUGCUCUUGAACCUGUUGAGGCAUUAUGGUUUGUGUUGAAGCUAAUAGUUCGUCAGGGUCAAGAAGCAACACAGGUGGUGUUAGUGCAGCGAGGGUCUGUGUUGGUGCUACGGACAGUAACAUUAAGACAAAAGAGUACGAUGCCCUCGGAAGGAAAUCCAAAGAAGGUGGUUUUGCAGGUCGCAACACUUGGCAAGUUUGCCACGUAUGGAGCAAGAGAGAUAUUUGUUAUAGACAAGAGAUUAUUUCUUAAGGUGAGUUGUGCAUACACCUGA
Messenger RNA from Eimeria maxima, 4788 nucleotides. RefSeq names its product cyclic nucleotide-binding domain containing protein, putative. NCBI's taxonomy places the organism in Eukaryota, Apicomplexa, Conoidasida, Eucoccidiorida, Eimeriidae. The transcript has 7 exons. The coding region runs from base 1 to 4788 and encodes 1595 amino acids. The record is from RefSeq and is a predicted model, not a curated record.